This is a messenger RNA of Cicer arietinum (chickpea), 1111 nucleotides long. RefSeq names its product polyadenylate-binding protein-interacting protein 5-like. The record is from RefSeq and is a predicted model, not a curated record. NCBI's taxonomy places the organism in Eukaryota, Viridiplantae, Streptophyta, Magnoliopsida, Fabales, Fabaceae.
AGCACUGCUUAAUUAUAAACAUAAAAAAAUAUAAAUACUGAAUUAAGCAAAUGCGAAAAUAAAAGUAUUUUCACUUUUCUCUACCUUUUCGAUCAGAUCUCUCGAGAAAAUUAGGAAAAGGAAGAACAAGUAUUGUUUAUCUAUCCGAUUUAACUGUAACACCAUGAAGCCGCGAAAAUCUUCUUUGAAUCCAUUUGCAGCCUCAUAUGUUCCUAUCUCUAAAAGGCCAGAUGCUAUUAGAGUUCCUGGGCCAAAAGGUGCCAUGGACUAUGAUGGGACUGUUUGGUUUCCGACACCUCAAAAUACAACAAACGAUGUCCAAUUUGUCAACAAAAGCGCCCAUAAGCUCUCUCCCGUGAAAAACCAACCUGCAUCUAGUUCUUAUUACGUUUCCCCACCGCAGAGUAUGGUACAGCUGACAGAUAAUCAGUUUAUGGAUGAAGAGGUUGAUAUAGAUUUGGAAUAUCUUAGGAUGACAUUUCCUGGUAUAUCUGAUCAGUCCCUUGUUGAUGUCUACAAUGUUAACAGUGGUGACCUUGAUGCUGCUAUUGAUAUGCUUAGCCAACUUGAGUUUGAUGAUGGUGUUGACUCUUCCGGAAAUCUUCCAGAUACACUGGAUAUUGGUGAUGUUUCAGAACCUGAAUUUCCAGCUGAUUCCGCUUCAUUAAAACAGAAGAAUGUAACAGCCGAAGCCGGUUCUUCAUCUGAGCACUUGUGAAUUGAUUUCCAAGUGUGAAUUGUGAAACGAUUUGCUACUCACAAUUGGUUUGGUUGGGAUAUAAAUAGUGUAAAACUAGGGAAAAUUUGCUUUAGGUGGAGACGUUCAUUACACAUGCGUCGAUUUAUAGACUGUAUAGUCCUUAGCUGCGUCUUGUUUUGCUUAAUAUGGUCUGAAAUGUUCUCUUUUUGAUGUGUUGCUUGUGCCUCUCACAAAUUGUGCAGCUUUCAAUUGUAUGAAUUUGAAGGCCAGUGAAAACAAAAUUGGCCAAAGAGUUAGAAGGAAAAUACACAUAUAAGUGAAGGUGAUUUUUCACUUGGGAAUUGUACCUUGGUGAGCAACUUUGGGGCUUACAUUACAACAGAUAUAAUACAUUAGUUUUAUUUGCCUUUC